This is a messenger RNA of Amborella trichopoda, 2113 nucleotides long. RefSeq names its product protein neprosin. The record is from RefSeq and is a predicted model, not a curated record. NCBI's taxonomy places the organism in Eukaryota, Viridiplantae, Streptophyta, Magnoliopsida, Amborellales, Amborellaceae.
GGGAUUCCAGUGGUGUGAGUACGAUACGAGUACAUUGCAGACGUUUGGUAGAGUGAGAGCCCAGCAAUACGACAAGGCCCGUGUGCCCAAUGUCUUCCGCGCAAAAGCCCCUAGAUCUGUCUUCUUACUACUUUUUUACCCUCUCUCCUGUUAGAGAGAGAAAGUGAAAAAAAAAACCACUGUUAAUGAUGGGCGGUUUUCUUGGAUCCUUGUGGGGCUGUUUUUCAUCUCUCUUUUCACGCCCGUGUGACUUCAUAUCCCCAUUUCCUCUGAGGAAAGUGGUUUUCUAUUUGCAGAUGACCGCCAUGAUUGCGAAUGCCAUUGAGCUGUUGCAGAGAAGCUGAAGCUGAAAGUUUCAAGGUUUUGGAAUUCUUCGGUCACUCUAAACCACUGUCUUGGACACCAAAACCACAAUGGAAUCUCUGCUUUGGCGAAGGAUAGCGGUUUUCAUGGCUGUUUGUUGUCUGAUUUUAGUUCCUUUUGUCGUGGAUGCAAAGACUAAGUCCAGGCAGAGGUUUGAAGUGCAAAAGCAUUUGAGGAGGCUUAAUAAGCCACCUGUGCAGACGAUCAAGAGUCCAGAUGGAGACACAAUCGACUGUGUUCGCACUCAUCAUCAGCCUGCUUUCGAUCACCCCUUUCUCAAGAAUCAUACCAUUCAGAUGAGGCCAAGCUUUCAUCCUGAAGGGCUUUACAGUGCAAACAAGGUUUCUGGCCCAAAACAGGCCUCAAUCUCUCAGACUCAGCUAUGGCACUUGACUGGGAGGUGCCCACAAGGAACCAUACCCAUUAGAAGAACCACCAGAGAUGACAUCCUCAAAGCUAGCUCUGUUAAAACUUUUGGCAAAAAAAAGCACAGAAGUAUGCCUCUACCACCUAAAUCCGCAGACCCCGACCUUGUAAAUGAAAGUGGGCAUCAGCAUGCAAUUGCUUAUGUCCAAGGGGACAAAUACUAUGGAGCAAAGGCAACCAUUAAUGUUUGGGAACCUAAAAUUCAGCAGUCGAAUGAGUUCAGCCUCUCCCAGCUCUGGAUUUUGGGGGGCUCCUUUGGGGAAGAUCUCAACAGCAUUGAGGCUGGUUGGCAGGUAAGCCCAGAUCUUUAUGGGGACAACAACACCAGGCUCUUCACCUACUGGACUAGUGAUGCCUAUCAAGCCACAGGGUGCUACAACCUUUUGUGCUCAGGCUUCAUUCAAAUAAACAGUGACAUAGCCAUGGGUGCCAGCAUCUUCCCAGUCUCUGGAUAUCGUGGUUCCCAAUAUGAUAUCAGUAUCCUUGUCUGGAAGGACCCUAAGGAGGGAAACUGGUGGAUGCAAUUUGGGAAUGACUAUGUUUUGGGGUAUUGGCCAUCUUUCCUCUUCUCUUACUUGGCUGAUAGUGCAAGCAUGAUAGAAUGGGGAGGUGAGGUUGUGAACUCUGAACCAGAUGGAGAGCACACUUCUACGGAGAUGGGGAGUGGCCAUUUCCCUGAUGAAGGGUUUUCAAAGGCCAGUUAUUUCAGGAACAUCCAGGUUGUUGAUGGUUCCAAUAACUUGAGAGGACCUAAAGGGAUUGGCACCUUCACGGAGCAAUCCAAUUGCUAUAAUGUUCAGAAUGGCUACAAUGGUGAUUGGGGUAAUUACUUCUACUAUGGUGGCCCUGGCAAAAAUUCCAAAUGCCCAUAACCCCCCUCUCUCUCCAAUGGGGGCUGGCAAAAAACCCAACUGCCCAUGACCCCAUCUCUCUCAUGUACCAUUAAUGUAACCUAAAAGAAAAGAGUUCCUAUGGUGUGCUUCCCUCCUCUCACACCCUUCUCAUACUCAGAGAUGGGAUAUUUUCCUAGUGUGACAGUGAGAAUAUGCGGUCUGAAUUCCUCUCCACUUGGGUUUUUCCCUUUGUUUUUCCUUUUCUCUUGCCUUUUCUAAAAGGUUUUCUUUUAGUGGAUCUGUUGUAGGUGUGGGGGGUAACAAAUUGGGAGGGGUGGGUCAAGUUUCUUGUCAAUCUGAUGAAAAGGAGCAGGCCUUUUGUCUCUCUCUAUCACUACUGUACAUUUGUUUGUCUUCUCCCUGGAGUGAAUCUGUUCUGGUAUUAUUCAUUGAAUGAAAGACCUGGGUGUUUUGACGGGGUAUUCUAUCUA